AAUAUCAAUCUCUUCCACCCCAACCGCCUUCGCAUCAUUUCUUCUACACUUCCCGGCCUACUAAUUAUGAUCCAAUAAAUUAAUCAAAGAAUCUACGGAUCCAUAUAUCGAUCGAUCCAUCCACUUUAAAUAAAAAAAAAGUACUUACUCGAUCAGCUCCUAUAUAUAAACACAUAACUCUUUCUACUACCUUAGCUUAGCUUAGCUAGCAGUGUGGAAGAAAAUAUAUGGGAGACAUUAACACCGUUAAUAAUCUGCCGCCCGGUUUCCGCUUCACCCCCACCGAUGAGGAGCUAGUGGUGCAUUUCCUCCACCGCAGGGCGGCGCUCUUGCCGUGCCACCCUGACGUUAUUCCCGAUCUUAACCUCCACUCUUUUGACCCAUGGCACUUGGAAGGGAAAGCAAUGGCAGAAGGGAAGAAGUGGUAUUUUUAUAGCAGGAGAGCCUCUAGCAGAACAACGGAAAAUGGAUUCUGGAAGGCGGUAGGGGUUGAUGAGCCGAUUUUCUGCAGUUCCGGCGCCGCCGCCGAUAAGGUUGGCGUGAAGAAAUGCUAUGCUUUUUACGUCGGCGAACAGACGGAAGGUGCUGUCAAAACAGAUUGGAUAAUGCACGAGUACAGGCUCUCUAAUCAUUCUGCAUCAACUACCGGCACUAAACCAACAUCUAGAAUUAGAAAAAGUGAUCAUUCAAAUGUCAUUGAUUACAGCAAAUGGGUCAUUUGUCGAGUGUAUGAAGAAAACAAUGAAAAUGAGGAUGACAAUGGAAUAGAGCUCUCAUGCAUGGAUGAGGUUUUCAUGUCAUUAGACGAUGAUCUUGAUGAGAUUAGUUUGCCAUAUUAACCAUUAUAAUUAGUUAAUUAGAUCCAGCACGGUUGGGGUAGAUCUAAUUAUUGAUGUUGAUAUGGACUUAGGUGUGCUGUCUACUUCUCUUUAUCUUUAUCACAAUAUAUAUAUAUAUAUAUUGGAGAAUGGUUUGGAAUAAUUAAGUACUACUCUACUUUAAUUUGC
Cuscuta epithymum is the source of this 1007-nucleotide messenger RNA. NCBI's taxonomy places the organism in Eukaryota, Viridiplantae, Streptophyta, Magnoliopsida, Solanales, Convolvulaceae. The record is from the annotation of a GenBank genome assembly.